Messenger RNA from Phyllostomus hastatus (greater spear-nosed bat), 1997 nucleotides. It is a transcript of the gene RING1, whose product is annotated as ring finger protein 1. Gene Ontology annotation, molecular function: chromatin binding; ubiquitin protein ligase activity. The transcript is spliced from 7 exons. Gene Ontology annotation, cellular component: PcG protein complex; ubiquitin ligase complex. Bases 472 to 1692 code for a protein of 406 amino acids. The record is from RefSeq and is a predicted model, not a curated record. Gene Ontology annotation, biological process: negative regulation of DNA-templated transcription. Lineage: Eukaryota; Metazoa; Chordata; Mammalia; Chiroptera; Phyllostomidae.
GGGGCCGAGGGAAGGGAACGAAGGUGGAGGUUGGCUGCACGACGGUGCUGGGCCGGGGGCGGAGACCGCGGUCCCCACGUGGCGAGGGACUCUGGGACGCCGCUCCUGGCUGGGGGCGGGUGCGUUCCAAAGGCCGGGGAACCCGAGUGUCCACGUCGCGUCCCACCCGCGCCGCGAGUGGCGGGGUGACGUCUCCGCCAGCGGGGCGGGGGGGGGAGUGGAGUGGAGGGGCAGGCGGAAGUGACGUAGGGCCCCAGCUCCCGGGUCUUGCGGCGGCGGCGGCGGCGGCGGCGGCAGCGGCGGCGGCAGGAGCUACUGUUUGAGCAGCGGCUGUGGACCGAGCGAACUCGGCCCGGAGUCGGUACCCCGGGCGCGGCGCUGCGGCAGCGGUAGCUGAGCGACUGCGGGACCCUGCCCACCUCUUCUCCUCCUCCGCGGAGGAGCCCCGGAGGGGGUCGGUACUAGCUCACCAUGACGACGCCGGCGAAUGCCCAGAAUGCCAGCAAAACGUGGGAACUGAGCCUGUAUGAGCUCCACCGAACCCCGCAGGAAGCCAUCAUGGAUGGCACAGAGAUUGCAGUUUCCCCUCGGUCACUGCACUCAGAACUCAUGUGUCCCAUCUGCCUGGACAUGCUGAAGAAUACAAUGACCACCAAGGAGUGCCUCCACCGAUUCUGCUCUGACUGCAUUGUCACGGCCCUGCGGAGCGGGAACAAGGAGUGCCCCACCUGCCGCAAGAAGCUGGUAUCCAAACGAUCUUUACGCCCAGACCCUAACUUUGAUGCCCUGAUCUCGAAAAUCUAUCCCAGCCGGGAGGAAUAUGAGGCCCACCAGGACCGUGUGCUCAUCCGUCUCAGCCGCCUGCACAACCAGCAGGCACUGAGCUCCAGCAUCGAGGAGGGGCUGCGCAUGCAGGCCAUGCACAGGGCCCAGCGUGUGAGACGGCCGAUGCCUGGGUCAGAUCAGACCACCACCAUGAGUGGAGGGGAAGGAGAACCAGGGGAGGGAGAGGGGGAUGGAGAGGAUGUGAGCUCAGACUCUGCCCCUGACUCUGCCCCAGGCCCUGCUCCCAAGCGACCCCGUGGAGGGGGUGCAGGCGGGAGCAGUGUAGGGACAGGGGGAGGAGGCACUGGUGGGGUGGGUGGGGGUGCUGGUUCUGAAGACUCUGGUGACCGGGGAGGGACCUUGGGAGGGGGUACCCUGGGCCCCCCAAGCCCUCCUGGGGCUCCUAGUCCCCCCGAGCCAGGUGGAGAAAUUGAGCUCGUGUUCCGGCCCCACCCACUGCUCGUGGAGAAGGGAGAAUACUGCCAGACUAGGUAUGUGAAGACAACUGGGAAUGCCACAGUGGACCAUCUCUCCAAGUACCUGGCCCUGCGCAUAGCCCUGGAGCGGAGGCAGCAGCAAGAGGCCGGGGAGCCAGGAGGGCCUGGAGGGGGCGCCUCUGAUGCUGGGGGACCUGAUGGGGGUAGCGGGGAGGGCGGGGGUGCUGGAGGAGGUGACAGCCCGGAAGAGCCUGCCUUGCCCAGUCUGGAGGGUGUCAGUGAAAAGCAGUACACCAUCUACAUCGCCCCUGGGGGUGGAGCUUUCACGACACUAAAUGGCUCUCUGACCCUGGAGCUGGUGAAUGAGAAAUUCUGGAAGGUGUCUCGGCCAUUGGAACUCUGCUAUGCUCCCACCAAGGAUCCAAAGUGACCCCACAAGGGGACAGUCGGAGGAUGGAGACCAUGGGGUAUCCCUGUGUCCUGUCCACCACCCAGCUUUUGUCCCCCAGUGCCCUCCCAGCCUGGCCAGCCAGCAAGAGGACACAAAUGAGGACAUGUGGCUUUUCUACAAAGUAUAUCAGAUUCUUCUAUAUUGUACAGAGCAGGGCGUGUACCCCAUCCACUGCCUUUUCUAUUGCCCCAAACCUCCCAUCUACAUGAGACGUUGGGUAAGCAGAAUAACCCUCCUUUCACAUCCUCUGCCAACAACAAAUUUGCUUUUGUUCCUCUUUGAAA